This is a messenger RNA of Alexandromys fortis (reed vole), 857 nucleotides long. Its product is annotated as COX assembly mitochondrial protein 2 homolog. NCBI's taxonomy places the organism in Eukaryota, Metazoa, Chordata, Mammalia, Rodentia, Cricetidae. The transcript has a single exon. Bases 338 to 577 code for a protein of 79 amino acids. Gene Ontology annotation, cellular component: mitochondrion. The record is from RefSeq and is a predicted model, not a curated record.
GAAAGAAAGAAAGAAAGAAAGAAAGAAUUAGAAAGGAGCAUGCUGGGGAAAAGAGCUUCAAUGGAAGGAGACAAGAGGGGGUAAUGGGAGGAACAUUAUCAAAGUAAUGCAUAUACAUAUAUACAUGCAUAUAUAUUGCAAAAUAAUAAAUUUUUAGAAGAAAAACUUGUGCUUCAUAAAUUUCGGAGACUAAAUAAAAGUCAAUCCCUUUGUUGAUUCAAAAAACGUAAAGAGAUCCACUCGGCGGAGCUGCGUGCUCUGAGUCCGUGACUUUUCUCUCAGUGUUUCCCGAGGGGGCCAAACGGCGGUCGCCCUGCAUUUAUUCGUCCUCCUGAAGAUGCAUCCUGACUUAUCGCCACAUUUGCACACCGAGGAAUGCAACAUCUUGAUUAACUUGCUUAAGGAAUGUCACAAAAAUCACAACAUUCUGAAAUUUUUUGGUCAUUGCAACGAUCUUGAUCGGGAAAUGAGAAAGUGCUUGAAAAAUGAGUAUUCAGAGAAGAGGACCAGGAGCCGGGAGCAUGGUGCUGCCAUGCGAGCAAGGCUUUUCAGCCCUUCAGAGGAAGCUGGAAAAUAGGUUCGCUGGAUGCCUUGACUGCGAGACCUGAACGUGGCUGGGAGCUGGGGAAAAUAAAUCCCUUCUUUUGGUCUCUAUGGCCCUUUGAAUGAAAGGUGACCCAUGAAGAACUGACCCAUGGAGAAACAUGAGAAUAUGGAUUCUUAGUACUUGUUGAGCAAAAGCCAAAAAGCAAAAGUCCAUGGGCUGUGCCUGCCAAACAGUUUCCUCUACUGCUGCUCUGAGUCUCCGUCCACCUAGUGCCAACUCCCCUCCCACAAUAAAGUAAUCGGACAGCAUC